Dioszegia hungarica is the source of this 2094-nucleotide messenger RNA. RefSeq names its product guanine-N2--methyltransferase. Gene Ontology annotation, cellular component: nucleus. The coding region runs from base 1 to 2094 and encodes 697 amino acids. Gene Ontology annotation, molecular function: RNA binding. The transcript has 11 exons. The record is from RefSeq and is a predicted model, not a curated record. Gene Ontology annotation, biological process: tRNA N2-guanine methylation. Lineage: Eukaryota; Fungi; Basidiomycota; Tremellomycetes; Tremellales; Bulleribasidiaceae.
AUGUCCAGCUCCGGCCCGUCCUCUAUCCCAUAUACCGUCCCCCUGCCCGGUGGUAUCCCCUCGACUCACACACACCACACCGAGUCCACAACGACCAUCCUCGUCCCAAAGGCCAAUACGGCCUUUCUCAAUCCUGUCCAGCAGUACAAUCGGGAUCUGUCGAUUGCGGUCAUUAGGGCGUGGAAUGAGAUGCGGAAAGAGGAGGCGGAGGAGAAGUGGAAGAAGAGGAUAGAGGCCAAGCCGGAGGCGGUGGCUAGGAAGAAGGAGAAGGCGAGGAAGAGGAAGGAGGCCAAGGCGGCGAAGGGAGGAGAGGGUAGUGGAGCUGCGGCCGGGACUGGACCUGAAGCGCGGGAUCAUGCAGAGGUGAUAGAUCAACCUGAAGCUGGACCUUCAGAACCGGCGGAAUUCCGAGCGCAGCAAUUCACCAUCCUCGAAGCUCUCUCAGCCACCGGUCUGCGGUCUAUCCGCUAUGCCAAAGAGAUCCCAGAUGUCAAAUACGUCCUCGCUAAUGAUAUAUCACCCUCAGCGUGCGAGGCCAUGCGCCAGAACGUCGCCUUCAAUGGCGUCGGCGAGAGCGUGUACCGGCGGAAACCGGUUGUUCCGAGUGCGGAGGGAUCUGUCCCUGGCCCGAGCGCCGGAGCGCAAGCCGGAAGCGGGGAGGCUGCGCUAGGGGAGCUGAAGACGGUAGAGGAGAUACAGGAGGAAAUGAUUAGGGUGGGGCGGAGGGACGGAGCAAGGGGACGGGUGAUCGUUAAUGAGGGGGAUGCUUGCUCUUUGAUGUACGCUCGUCGAGCGCCAGUAGCACGAUGCGACGUGGUCGACUUGGAUCCAUACGGUACCGCCGCGCCCUUCGUGGACGCCGCAAUAGGGUGUAUAGCCGACGGCGGGCUGCUCUGCGUGACAUGCACAGAUCUGGCCGUCCUCGCAGGGAGUCAGUAUCCAGAGAAAUGCUUCUCCAACUAUGGCGGAACGUGCGUCGCCGCUGAAUACUCACACGAAGUCGCCCUCCGGCUCGUCAUGUCCGGUCUCGCACAAGCGGCCGCGCGGUAUGGCCGAUACAUCACCCCCCUCCUCAGCUUCAGUAUCGACUAUUACCUCCGAGUAUUCGUACGGGUGGAUACACAACCACUCAAAGUGAAAUCACUGAGCAGCCAAAUCGGAACGAUCUACGUCUGUCGAUACUGCCAAGCACCUACACCUCAGCCUUUUGGGCGGAUAGUCGACCGUGAAGAGAAGAGCGGCAAGACGACUAGAUUGUACAGGACCGCUCCGGGCCCGACUAUCCCUGGAGGGGGAUGUGAGCUCUGCGGACAGCCAACACAUCUUGGCGGGCCGAUGUGGCUCGGACCAUUACAAGAUAAGGCCUUUGCGGAGCGGGUACUGCGAAGUACAGCGGGGCAAGAAGCGGAGUACAAGACAUGGCCGAGGAUACAGGGUAUGGUGACUAUGGCGCGAGAUGAAAUAGAUGAGCUCUUCUACUUCACCCCCAACAAGAUCCACGGGCUAUUCCACGCUUCCUCCGGACCUUCAUCGUAUAUCAUCUCUGCUCUGCUCAAUGCGGGCUAUACCGUCUCGCGCUCGCACGCCUCGCAGGGGAGUAUCAAGACCAAUGGUCCCAGAUCGUUUGUGUAUGAUUGCGUGAGGGAGUUUAUCAAGACGAAUCCGGUGAGGAUGGAUAAGAUUGCAGAGGGGAGUCCGGCGAGGGAGUUGUUGUCGAGAGAGAUGACACAUACGGUCGACCUCACCCCUCACCCCGAGGCCAAACGGUUCGAACGCUCUGACUCGAAAUUGGUGCGGUAUCAGACCAACCCGGAGGCGAAUUGGGGCCCGGCGCCGAGGGCGAAGCAGGUGCCUAAUAGUGCGAAGAGCCAGGUGGCGGCGGCGGUGGGGAAACGCAAGGCGGAUGGGGCUGGAGGGGAGGGGGAAGGGGCAAGCAAGGGGAAAGGGGCGAAGCGGGUCAAGGAGGACGAGGGGGUUGCUGGAGGCGCAAAGGUGGAUGGUGUGGUGAUAGAGGAGGAAGAGAGUGGGGAUGUGAAGAUGCAGGAAGGAGGAGAUGCUGCGGACGCUGAAGAGGAAGCAGCACUCAACGCUUGA